Molecule: messenger RNA, 1683 nt
Organism: Plasmodium reichenowi
Lineage: Eukaryota; Apicomplexa; Aconoidasida; Haemosporida; Plasmodiidae
Product: putative protein, unknown function
Exons: 1
Coding region: 1-1683 (560 amino acids)
Source: RefSeq, a predicted model, not a curated record
AUGAACAAAAUAUGGAAUAUCACUUUUUGUCUUCUCUUUCAAUAUUUGUGUAUAUUCCAAAACAAAGUGUCUACUAAUGAUAUUACGAAGGAAGAUAAACGUAGUUUAAGACAUCGUUUAGGAGUUCAUAAUUUUAAUAUAAAAGCAGAAAAUAAUACAAUUGAAGGAAAAGAUGGUAAAAAAGGAAGUGAAGCAUCUGAAAAAGAAACAAAGGAAAAAAAUUCUUCAAAUUAUCAUGAAUCAUCUGUUGAUCAUAAUCACAAUGAUAAUGAUAAUCUAUUACAAAGUGAAGAACAAACCGAUACAAAUUUUGGUCUACGAGAUAAAACAAAUAAUAAAAAAUUAAUUGAAUCAAGAAUCAUCAAUGAAAGAACCCAAGGAAAACAUUCUUAUCAUGAUGAUGAAAAUACUAUUGAAUGUGGUCAUCCUGAAGCACUUGUGGGUGGAGAGAAAAAUCGUCAAAAUUCUUUUGCUUUACUAUCUAAUUCGAUUGUAACAGAUAAACCAAUCACAUCUAAAUGUGGUAAAUACCAUAGUCAUGAUUCUAAUGAUAAUGAAAUAAUAGAUCACCAUGAAACUUUACAAAUAAUUUCUCUUAACGCUCCCCCAAGUCCUAUAUUUGAUCAGAAAGAUGUUUCUAUAGAUGUUGUAAGUGAACAUGAACGUCCUUCUGAGUUACCAAGUGAUUCAAUACAAGUGAACAAAGAUAAGAGAAUUCAUUUAGAUGGACAUCAAAGUAAUAUUGGGUCUUUUCAAUUAGUUUACGAGGGACAUCAUCAUGGAAACGAUGGAAUACACGGAGCUACAGAAGAUAGAAAAAAAGCAAGGCCACAAAAAAUAAAAGGACCUAAUCAAGGAAGAGUGGAACGUAUUCAUGAAUUAACAACGGAUAAGGUUGAGGCACAAGAAGAAAAUACAGAAUCUGGUGAUAGUGACGAAAGAGGUAAAGUAACUUAUGAUGAAAAUGAUGAUUCCCGUUUUUCUAAUUCUUUAGUACCUGAAACAAGUUACAAUCAAGAUUACUCUUUAUACCCUAUUAAUAUUUUGAAUGGACAUCCUGAUAAAAAAAGUAGUAUGAAAAAUAUUGAUGUAGAAAAAUUUAAAGAUACUUCAAUACAUACAAAGGAAGAGGGACCCAUUGUAACCAAUAUACACAGUGUAAAAGAAGAACAAAAAGAUUAUCAUAAAUACGAAAAAAAUAUAUUACAUGGAAAGAGGAAAAAGAGUGAAAAAGUAUAUGAUCUAUAUGAUUAUAUAUUAAAUUGGGUAUUUGGUCCCAUGAAAAUUACUGAAACAAAUGUUUCUGAACAAAAUGAUUCUUUAGAAUUAAAACAAAGGACGUCAUGGGAUAGAACAAAUAUAAUUAGUGAAAAUGAAGAAGAUGAGAUAAAUAAUGUUGAACAAUUAAACGAGAUUCAAGGUGAAAUAAUGGAAGACGAAGUUGAAGAGGAAAAAGAAGAAAUUAUUGAAGAAGAGGAAUAUGUGGAUGAGCAAAAAAUGGUGAAUAAAAAAAAAAUACAUGAUAUAGAAAAAAUAAAUAAAAAUGAAGAAAAAAAUGUUAUAACAAAAGAUAUAGAAACAACUAAAUAUACUGUUACGCACCUUGAAAAAUAUAAUAAUAUUAAGAAAGACGCUCUAAAUUUUUUUAAAACUAUAAUAAAUUUAUUUAGUGAUUAUAAGUAA